Symbiodinium natans is the source of this 1674-nucleotide messenger RNA. NCBI's taxonomy places the organism in Eukaryota, Dinophyceae, Suessiales, Symbiodiniaceae. The record is from the annotation of a GenBank genome assembly.
AUGAUGCCGACAUUCGAGCUGAGUGUGGCCUUCGUCCUCGUUGUAUGCAUCUUCCACGGGAGGACGACAUGGGCAGAUGCCAUGGCAUUGGCUGCGCAGUGGUCACAUCCGCGGCAGAUGCUGUCCACUUCCGGAGCUUCCAACAACGGUGCCUUGGAAAAACGGGUUGAUGCGGGCAUGGACCGAGUCAGAGAGGAAAGCUACGUGAUGACGGCCCGGCUGGCACAGCAUGUCAACUUCGUUGCUCUGGUGUCCAUGCCUUUCGCUUACAAAGGCGAAGGCAUCAAACUUGCAGGCAUGAUGCUCAUUACCAUCUUUCUCUACCUCUUUCACUUGCUGCUUGCGGCCCGACGGAUUCGUUUUUCAGGGCAGGGUUUGAGACAUUAUUUCGGGUUCGCCUACCUUAUCCUCAUUGGUGCUCCUUGGCUGGUUCCAGUGAACGCUAGCCAGUCAGCUGCGCACAUGAAAAUGAUGGAAGCUUCUCAGUUCAUCUCAAUAAUGGUCUUCUUGGACAGCAGAGUCCACAUUCCUGGGCAAGUCGUGGUGUGCCUGUCGGAGAUAUGUCGUCACGUUGUGCACAAUGGCUGGGAUGAAACAUCCCUUCCUCACACGGUCUGUGCACAGCUGGUAUUUUCCGGUCUCCUCAUCACGGCCUCCAUCUCGGCGGAGUCUCAGCUUCGCGGGCGCUUGUCAGCGCAACUUCAGAUCGCAGAUGCAGAGUCCUUGGUCUCAAGCUUCCGCAUGCUUCUUCGAGGCAUCUCGGACGCUGAGCUGCUCCUGAAUGGCAAUUUCGAGAUCCAAGCGGGCACGGGGCUGGACCGCAUUCUCCUGUCAGGCAAGAAGACUUGGGAAGGCUCCUUCUUUCAAGAUUUGCUGGCCCCAGACAUCGAGGAGAAGGAGCGUUUCCUGAAGUUCAUGUCCAGGCAGGACGUGGACCUGCAGUCGGCGACACGGAUGGGGGGGACUCCGCCCUGCCUCCGUGUGUCUCUUGCCUCCUCACGUCAACAGCGUGUGGGCGUGGACAUCUUCCACGUGUUGGUGCCAGAUUUGUAUGGAUGUGCAAAUGCUUUCCACCUGCUUGCCGUAAAGGUGGAUGCGGAAUCAACAACAGUGCCGGAGGCGGCACCAGCACGGUUUUCCAUGCCCACGAGGCAUGCCUUUCUCCCCGCCGCCCGUCCUAGCUCCCUGCCAUCAUCUCGGCGUUCAGUGGCUUCCGACGAGCCAUCCUGGCUCCGGAGCCCAGAACACCUGCAUGAGCUCGUGUUGGUCGUGGACCCGCAAUGGCAAGAGCUACUUCAGGUGCACAUGCAGUACAAGGAGCGCCAAGCAGGCUCUGGCCUGCGAGCCAUGAGGCCCACAUUGCAGCAGCUCGUGCGGCCGACGGACUGGCCAACUGUGAGUUCCAAUCUUCGCCACUACGUGUUGCAAGCAAGGCAGGGUGACUUGAACGCGACCAGAUUGGGCACGUUGUGGAUCAGGACGUUGAACGACUCAUCCAAGUACAUGCAGGCAACCCAAACCACGAUGUCCUUCAAAGAUGGCGAGGGCAGAGGCCCGAGCGGACAGGUAUGGCUACAUCUGCGUGGCUUCCAGCAUCUAAAGACACCUCCAGCACCCAGCGAUUUGGAUGAAGUCAGCGAAAUCGCAAGCGAACACGCAGAAGAACUGGCGUGA